This is a messenger RNA of Ixodes scapularis (black-legged tick), 4273 nucleotides long. RefSeq names its product coronin-7 (gene pod1). Bases 143 to 3193 code for a protein of 1016 amino acids. Lineage: Eukaryota; Metazoa; Arthropoda; Arachnida; Ixodida; Ixodidae. Gene Ontology annotation, molecular function: protein binding. The record is from RefSeq and is a predicted model, not a curated record. The transcript is spliced from 25 exons.
UCCGUUGACGUCACGGGUCUUGACGAGGUCACGUGACGUCCCAGCCCACGUGACCAACGGGGAGGCGUCUUUUCUCUUUGCCGAGUUUACUUGGAAAGAAGCGCCAGGUGAACAAAUACUCAGUUUAUGCAACCGGCGUUCUAUGUAUCGCUUCAAGAGUUCCAAGUACAAGAAUGCCACACCUAAAGUCCCCAAGAAAGGAGAGGGUUGGGUCUUGGAUGUCUCUGUUGGGGCACCACAGUCAUUUGGAAAUCACAUAAAGGCCAGUGCACUCUACAAGGCUUUCAGCGUUGACAACCGUGGUGGAGGUAGCUUAGGUAUUCUGCCGCUGGAUGAAGCUGGAAAAAAGAGCAAGAAUUUGCCUCUGCUUCAUGCGCAUUCUGAUUUCGUGACAGACUUCGAUUUUUGCCCUUAUGACGACGGUCUGCUGGCCACCUGCUCUCACGAUGCCACUAUUAAAAUUUGGAGAAUGCCUGAGGGCGCCCUGCUGGGGAACAACACCCCCCAGAACCCCGAGGUGGUGCUGAACCCCGGCAAGUCUCGCAUCGAGAACCUGGCGUUCAACCCGGCCGUGGACUGCGUCCUCGCCUCGGCCACCGACGACACCCUGCAGAUAUGGGACCUAGUCAGCCAGCAAGAGCUCAGCUCGAACCUGAAGCACGAGGAGCUGAUCCAGAGCCUGAGCUGGCGGGGCGACGGCAACCAGCUCGUGAGUUCGGGCAGGGACAAGAAGCUGCGCGUGUGGGACCCCAGGCUCUCGACCAACGUCCUGGAAGCACCCAGUCAUUCCAACAACAGAGAUUCCAGGGUUGUGUGGCUUGGGAACACAGAGUACAUCCUGUCUACCGGUCUGGGCAGCGCUAGGGAACGCGAAGUGACCUUACGUGAUGUUCGCAAGUUCAACGUUUCGUUAUCCAGUUCCUCUGGUGAUAGUGCGAUGGGUGUCUACAUUCCACUGUAUGAUCCUGAUACCAACAUGCUCUUCCUGGCUGCCAAGGGUGAUAUCACUGUGCACUUCUGGGAAGUCACCUUCAAGGAGCCAUUUUUAAGCGAAGCUUCCAAGUACAUGGGAGAGGUACAGACGAAGGGGGCGGGGCUGGUGCCCAAGAGGGCCCUGAAGGUGAUGGACGGGGAGGUGAACAGGGUCCUGAUCCUGGGGCAGGACUGCAUUGUGCCCGUCCCCUACCAGGUCCCCAGAAAGACUUACAGGGACUUCCAUGCCGACAUCUUUCCCGACACCGCGAUUGCCAGCCCGGCGAUUGCAGUCUCCGACUGGAUGGCCAAGAAGCCUGCAAAGGCCAUCUCCAAGGUGAGCCUGGAUCCCGAGAAGCGGCCCAAGGAGGGACUGACUUGCACGGGACACAAGCUGGGCACGGGGCCCGUGCCGGGUGCGUUGGCGGACGACUCCGCCGGACGGCAGAUCCGCAUCGUUCCGACGGACCUUUCCGUAAAAGAAGCCAGGGAAGAUGCGAGGCCCAAGCCCUUUCCAUCAGAAAAGCCCUUGCCGGCGCCGAAGCCCGCACCCCGUACCAAGGUCUCGUGCCCCCGCUGGGACGACCCCCCGAGCUCCGGCGGCAGCAGCACCAACGGGACGGCAUCUCAGAAUGGCGACGCGUCGUCGGCAAUGCCGCCUCCUUCCAAGGUGGCCCCAAGGCCCCGGCCGUCGGUGACGUCGGGAACCGGCGGCAUGGGCAGCCCCGCCGCUGCCCCAAGGGUGGCCGCAAACGUGCGCCGACAGUCAUCGCGCAACGAGGGACGAGGGUUCAAAGUGCGGGUGUCCAAGUUCCGACACCUGAACGGAGCCGUGGGUUCGCGGGACACCCAGAUCACCAACCUGCCGCCACUGUGCAAGACCAUCCCUGGCGAGAGCGAGGGUUUUCGUGCCAACACCGAGCGCCUCGCACUGCCCCUUGCCAUCUCUGGCGGCCAUGUUGCUAUUCUCGAGUUGUCAAGACGAGGCCGUCUGCAAUCGGGUGUUGUUCCCAGCCUCAUCUGCGGCACGAGUGUCAUGGACUUCGCUUGGGAUCCCUUCGACAACCGAAGAAUCGCCAUCGCUUGUGACGACGGAAGAGUCCGGAUCUGGACCAUUCCGGAGAGUGGGCUGACGGAGAGCCUGACGGAUCCGGAUUUCGAGCUGAAGGGCCACACAGAGAAGGUCCACUUCGUCAAGUUCCACCCGACGGCUGCCGGGGUUCUGGCCACGGGAUCGCACGACCUGACGGUCUUCAUCUGGGACCUGGAGACUCGGGAGAAUCGCAUCUGCCUGCGCGGACACACCGACCAGAUCUUCAGCCUGGCCUGGCACCCCGACGGCGUGACGGUGGCCACGGUGUGCAAGGACCAGAAGCUGAGGGUGUACGACCCGCGCCAGAGCGAGGAGCCGCUCGGCGAAGGGCUGGGGCCUACCGGGACCAGGGGGGCCAGGGUCACCUGGGUGCUCGGGGGAAGUCACUUGGUCACCACUGGCUUCAACAAGGUGUCCGAGCGCCAGGUGAGCCUGUACGACGCCAGGGCCCUCUCGUCUCCCGUGACCACAGAAGGCAUCGACGUCAGCCCCGCCAUCCUCAUCCCUUUCUACGACGAGGACAGCUCUACCCUUUUCCUGACUGGAAAGGGUGACUCGACCAUCUUUGCGUUUGAGGUGGCGCUGGACGCCCCGUUCCUGUACCCGCUGUCGCACUACAAGUGCAGCGGCCCCCACCAGGCGGUCUCGUUUCUGCCCAAGCUGGCCUGCAACGUGGGCGAGGUGGAGUUUGCCAAGGCCUUCCGCCUGACCACCGGCAGCGUGGAGCCCCUCUCCUUCCGGGUGCCCAGGCUGAGGUCGGAGCUGUUCCAAGACGACCUGUUUCCCGACACGAGGGUCACCUGGCAACCCGCGAUGACGAGCGCUGAGUGGUUUGCGGGCGUGUCACGGCCUCCCAAGCUGGUCAGCCUGCGACCGGUCGGCAUGGACUGCCUGUCGGAAGCCCCGGAAGCCAGGCCUCCCCCAACCCACGUUCCCAGGCUGCACCAAGAGGUGAAUCUCGAGUUUGAAGGGGACAUGACCAUGUCGAGUUCGGUCGUCGAGAGCAACAGAGAGAAGGAGGAACAGAUCAUCAAUUCCAUGAAGUCGAAGAUCACGAGCCAGCACGACGCACUUCCGCAAGACAUGUUCGAAGGCGUGGACCCGAAAGAAUGGGACGAAGAGCUGUGAAGACUGGAAGAAAAAGAGGCAACCAACGACCGGAACGUCCUCGUUCGCCAUGCCCAGUCUGAGAGUUUUAAAAACCGUAACUUUUUUUUAUACAAAAAAGGUGUUGGUUUUUAAGUUAAGUUAUGUCGUACAACUAUUGCGGACGUUUGGUCCACAUGCUCUCACGUCGCCCCGACUCUUUUUUUUUUUUUUUAUAGAGUCGUUUUGUGACCUGCAAACUAAAAUUCCUCACCAAGUGGUCCAAGCUUACUAAAAAAAAAAAAUUAUGAAAGGGAAAAAAUAUAACCACGACUAAACAAUUUUUUUUAGGAUGUCUCGUAGGCGCGAUGUUGCCGACACAACAUCAUUCUCGGCAGUUACUACGAAAGCUAGCAAGAGAGCAAGAAAGCAGUUAUCGAUUGAAGCGCGGUAACUUUUGUUUUUGUGCCAAAACCCUUCCGUCGUCCUAGCGAGUGGAUCUAGUUGAGGUGCUGUUUUUGGUCGACACCAGACUUGCUCACCAUUUUCCAGCAGAGACCGGGCAAGACGAGGCGUCGCCUGCGACGCACGGGCAUUCUACGAUUUGCGCUGGGGAACUGGUUAGGCGUUGCCCCUUCCCUUUAUUUUUUACCUAUUUACCGCGUCUGCACGAACGGUUUGGAAUGUAAUCUUGGAGAAUCGCUUAACGUCUGGGUCUUUUAGACAAACUUUCAAAUUUGGCAUAACGAAUGCGACUUGCGGCCGAAUACUCAUUUGGGGGAAGUCGCGCAAGUUGUCAGGCAACACACUUUCUUUGCUCAUCCGCUUUUUUUAAAUCGGAUUUUAUAAUCGCUUCGAACACUGCUCGCUAAUAAAGCAGUGAAAAAGUGUCGGUGCAAUUUUUUAAUUUCUACGGCAUUCCAUAUUGAGACUAAUUUUAAUCCGUAAAACCUGCGUAACUAGUCAUAAUAACGACAUGUUUUUCCAUUUUUGUUCUUUUUAAAUAUACAGACUGCUGCGUAUUAUUAUAAUGGGAAUAUUUAUAUUCGUGCGACGACGGAUGCUGUUUGCAGGCGUUUUGGUCCGGCGGUGUGGCCAAUAAAAGUAUUUUGGACGCAAAGA